AUGGCAGCCAGCCCCUCCCUGGCCCCCUCCCCCCCGCCCGCCGGCCUCCACCGCAGCUGCACGGAGCCCACCACCCACCCGCCGGCGGCAGCCCACCUGCCGCCCCAGAGCCGCUGUGAGAGAACUGGGGAAGCUGGUGGGCGCAGGUCAGGGAGGGCUGAGGCUGAAGAGGAGCUGGCCGAGCUCCACACACUGGGCUCUCAGGAAUACGUGACCCCGCCAUCCAGCACACAGGGGAGAGGGACAGAAAAAGCGGGGCCCCUCCUCUGCCCUCACACGCCCCAGAGCCUCAGAUAGACGGGUCACUGUGCUCUCCCUGUGGUGGUGACUCCACCCUCCAGGCCUGAGAGGUGGCCUUCCGGGACACCAGAGCCCUGUCCAGACCUUUGCACACCCUGCAGGGACGCGGCUGCACAGUGGGGAGACGGGCCCAGCAGCAGCUUGGCAUCCAGUCCCUGGUUUUGGUUUUGCUUUCUGCUGAAGUUCAGAGAGCCUGUGACGCUUGCCCACCCUCAGACGGACACAGGAGGUGUCCUCAGGAGCCUCCCUGGCAAGGCUGAGCUCGGAACAGCCAAGUAAGGGUCGGGGGUCGGCAGUACGGGCUUCCCAGGGCUCACGUCUGCAGGGGGUGACGCCCCGCCGGUCGCAGGCUCUCUGGGGCCUGUCUGCUUGUUCCCUCCAGGCUCAGCCCCAGGUUCUACCUCCAACUGAAGCAUGAAUGGCCUCGAGGUGGCCUCCCCAGGUCUGAUGGCCAACUCCUCCCUGGCCCUGACGGAGCAAUGUGGCCAAGAGACGCCUCUGGAGAACGUCCUCUUCGCCUCCUUCUACCUUCUGGACUUCAUCCUGGCCUUUGUUGGCAACGCCCUGGCCCUGUGGCUCUUCGUCCGGGACCACAAGUCCGGCACCCCUGCCAACGUGUUCCUCAUGCACCUGGCCGUGGCCGACCUGUCCUGUGUGCUGGUCCUGCCCACCCGCCUCGUCUACCACUUCUCGGGGAACCACUGGCCAUUCGGGGAGAUCCCGUGCCGGCUCACCGGCUUCCUCUUCUACCUCAACAUGUACGCCAGCAUCUACUUCCUCACCUGCAUCAGCGCUGACCGCUUCCUGGCCAUCGUGCACCCUGUCAAGUCCCUCAAGCUCCGCAGGCCCCUCCACGCCCACCUGGCCUGCGCCUUCCUCUGGGUGGUGGUGGCCGUGGCCAUGGCCCCGCUGCUGGUGAGCCCACAGACGGUGCGCACCAACCACACCGUGGUCUGCCUGCAGCUGUACCGGGAGAAGGCCUCCCAGCAUGCCCUCGCGUCCCUGGCCGUGGCCUUCACCUUCCCGUUCGUCACCACGGUCACCUGCUACCUGCUGAUCAUCCGCAGCCUGCGGCAGGGCCCGCGCGUGGAGCGGCGCCUCAAGAACAAGGCGGUGCGCAUGAUCGCUGCGGUGCUGGCCAUCUUCCUGGUCUGCUUUGUGCCCUACCACGUCCACCGCUCCGUCUACGUGCUGCGCUACCGCGGCCACCGCACCUCGUGCGCCGCCCAGCGGGCGCUGGCGCUCGGCAACCGCAUCACCUCCUGCCUCACCAGCCUCAACGGCGCGCUCGACCCCGUCAUGUACUUCUUCGUGGCCGAGAAGUUCCGCGACGCCCUGUGCAGCCUGCUGUGCGGCAAGAGGCUCCAGGGGCCGCCCCCCAGCGCCGACGGCAAGACCAACGAGAGCUCGCUGAGCGCCAGGUCGGAGCUGUGA
Messenger RNA from Hippopotamus amphibius kiboko, 1734 nucleotides. It is a transcript of the gene GPR17, whose product is annotated as G protein-coupled receptor 17. Gene Ontology annotation, biological process: positive regulation of Rho protein signal transduction; phospholipase C-activating G protein-coupled receptor signaling pathway. Gene Ontology annotation, cellular component: membrane. Lineage: Eukaryota; Metazoa; Chordata; Mammalia; Artiodactyla; Hippopotamidae. The record is from RefSeq and is a predicted model, not a curated record. Gene Ontology annotation, molecular function: G protein-coupled receptor activity.